CGCCGUGCGCGCACCCGCCGCACCCCGCACCUGCGCGCAGGACGCAGGCCCCGCCCCGCGCGCCCGCUGCAGCCCAGCCCGGGCGGAGCCCCCCGCGGACAGGGAGGCCGCCAGGUGCGCUGCGGGAGAGGAUGAAGCAGGCCCUGGUGGACGACACCGAGGAUGUGUCCCUGGACUUCGGCAACGAGGAGGAGCAGGCGUUCCAGAAAGCCAGGAUCAGGCACCCGCUGGCCGCCUUCUUCCACCUGUUCUUCCGCGUGAGCGCCACCGUCACCUACGUGGGCUGCGACUGGCUCAGCAGGAGCUUCGUGGGCUGCUUCGUCACCGUGCUGCUCCUCCUCUCCCUCGACUUCUGGUCCGUGAAGAACGUCACCGGGAGGGUCCUGGUGGGGCUCCGCUGGUGGAACCAGAUCGACGAAGACGGCAAGAGCCACUGGGUCUUCGAGGCCAGGAAGGCCUCUCCACACCACUCGGCCCCCACCGAGGCCGAGGUGCGCGUCUUCUGGCUCGGCCUCGUCAUCUGCCCGCUCAUCUGGGUGGUCUUCUUCUUCAGCACCCUGUUCUCCCUGCGGCUCAAGUGGCUGGCGCUGGUGAUCGCCGGGAUCUCCCUGCAGGCUGCGAACCUCUACGGCUACGUCCUCUGCAAGCUGGGGGACGACAGCGACGUCGGCCGGGUCACAGCCGCCCUGCUGUCCCCGACAGUGUUCCGCACGGCGACCCCCUGAGCACGUCCCCGACCCGCAGCCUGCACGGGCUUCGUCCCUGCGUGCCCGUGGCUGACCACCCACCCGGGCAUCUCCCAUCUCUCUAAAUAUCUGCAAAAUCGUGA
Messenger RNA from Sorex araneus (European shrew), 829 nucleotides. It is a transcript of the gene TVP23A, whose product is annotated as trans-golgi network vesicle protein 23 homolog A. Gene Ontology annotation, cellular component: Golgi membrane. Bases 132 to 725 code for a protein of 197 amino acids. The transcript is spliced from 6 exons. NCBI's taxonomy places the organism in Eukaryota, Metazoa, Chordata, Mammalia, Eulipotyphla, Soricidae. Gene Ontology annotation, biological process: protein secretion; vesicle-mediated transport. The record is from RefSeq and is a predicted model, not a curated record.